This is a messenger RNA of Bubalus bubalis (water buffalo), 1680 nucleotides long. RefSeq names its product RAD1 checkpoint DNA exonuclease (gene RAD1). Gene Ontology annotation, cellular component: checkpoint clamp complex; nucleus. The record is from RefSeq and is a predicted model, not a curated record. The transcript has 6 exons. Gene Ontology annotation, biological process: DNA repair; DNA damage checkpoint signaling. Bases 237 to 1076 code for a protein of 279 amino acids. Gene Ontology annotation, molecular function: 3'-5' exonuclease activity. NCBI's taxonomy places the organism in Eukaryota, Metazoa, Chordata, Mammalia, Artiodactyla, Bovidae.
ACUGUAACAGUUCCCGAAAGUCGCUUCUCUGCGAGCAGUAACAGCUUUGAAAUCGGUCAAGUUGCUCAGUCAGCAGCCUGCCAAGAGUGCAGCCACGUGCACUAGGGUUAGAUGUAAAGGCGGCAGCUGGUCCCGCAGAGAGAGCUGAGACGGAGCUCCCGUAACACCCCCAGCAUCUCUGAAACCCGCGGAGCGGUAAUCAGGAGCAUCCCUCGGGGCCGAAUGCGCCGUGGACCAUGCCCCUCCUAACCCAGCGGAUCCCAGACGAGAAUGAUUACUGCUUAGUGGCCAGCCUUGACAACGUCAGGAACCUCUCCACUAUCUUGAAGGCUAUUCAUUUCCGAGAACAUGCCACGUGUUUCGCUACUAAAAAUGGAAUCAAGGUUACAGUGGAAAACGCAAAAUGUGUCCAAGCAAAUGCUUUUAUUCAGGCUGGAAUAUUUCAAGAGUUUAGAGUUCAAGAAGAGUCUGUUACUUUUCGAAUUAAUUUAACUGUCCUUUUAGACUGUUUAUCUAUUUUUGGAUCAAGUCCUGUGCCAGGGACUUUUACUGCACUUCGGAUGUGUUACCAAGGUUAUGGUUACCCUCUGAUGCUGUUUCUGGAAGAAGGAGGCGUGGUGACAGUGUGUAAAAUCAACACUCAGGAGCCUGAGGAGACUCUGGAUUUUGAUUUCUGCAGCACCAAUGUCAUUAAUAAAAUUAUUCUGCAGUCAGAGGGGCUCCGUGAAGCAUUUUCCGAGUUGGAUAUGACGAGUGAGGUCCUGCAGAUCACCAUGUCUCCAGAUAAACCUUAUUUCAGGUUAUCUACUUUUGGGAAUGCAGGAAGCUCCCACCUUGACUAUCCCAAAGAUUCUGAUUUGAUGGAAUUAUUUCACUGCAAUGAGACCCAGGUCAACAGAUACAAGAUUUCUUUACUGAAACCCUCUACAAAGGCAUUAGUCCUGUCUUGUAAGGUAUCUAUUCGAACAGAUAACCGAGGAUUUCUCUCAUUACAGUAUAUGAUUAGAAAUGAAGAUGGACAAAUAUGCUUUGUGGAAUAUUACUGCUGUCCUGAUGAAGAAGUUCCUGACUCUUAGUCUUCAGUAUGGGGGUUCACGCACUGUUUAUGUACACAUGCAUAGUAGGUCAUGUUCUCAUGCUGAGCGCAGUGCCCUUCAUGACUUCCUGUUAAGAUUUUCUAAGGGGAAGAAGCAGGGAGGAGCAGCAGCACAGUCCCUGUCCCGAUAGUUGCUGUAGGUUUUCUCAGUAAUGUUGUCACGUAGUCAUAGAUUAUCCAGUACUGGACUAGUUUGUGGUUCUGUCUUUUGAACUCACGGAAAUUGUUACAAGUCAAGGUGCAUAAGUUUUAUGUGUUAUUCUACUUAAGUAGGACAUUCCAAGAGUAUAAAAAUUUGAAGUUUGGUGAAGCCAUAUCAGAAAUGUUCUUUUAUUUAUUUACUAUUAGAAAAAGCAAUAGCAUAUGGGCAUCACUUCCUAGUUGGAAUUCUGGAGACUCUGUCAUAAAGCAGUGGUUCUCAGAGUGUCAUGCCUAGACCAUCUGGAAACUUGUCAGGAACUCUGAGGGUGGGGCCAGCAAUCUGUAGUUUAAACAGCUUCCCCCCUUCACUGCCCCACCCCCCGAGAUUCUGAUCCUUGCUAAAGUUUGAGAACCCCUGUUUUAAAGGAUAUUUUUUAAAAAUA